UCGUGGAGCCCGGCUGCAAACUGGGCAGCCGAGAUGGCGGCGCCGCAACCGUGCGCGGACGGCUCCUGUUGUUCGCACCCUGGUGCGGUGCCCGGGGUACAGCAGACGCUGGAGGAGAUGGACUUUGAGAGGGGUGAGAAGGGUGAGGCGGCCGUGUGGCUGGAGGCAGGCAGUUCCCAGUCCCAGCCCCCGGAACGUGAACCAAAGGAGGCCGCGAACCGAGUUUGGAGCUUCCGGGCCUGGUGCAGGAAGGCUGGCCGCAGAGCUUGGCAGGAAGCCCUUCGGUCGCAUCGAUUCGAGUGCGGACGGCACUAUGCUAGUCGCAAUGGGCACUAUGCUGUUUGCCAAUUUCUGCUGGAAAGUGGAGCAAAGUGUGACGCCCAGACCCACGGGGGUGCCACAGCCUUGCACCGGGCCAGCUACUGUGGGCACACGGAAAUUGCACGACUGCUGCUUUCCCAUGGGUCCAACCCUCGGCUGGUUGAUGAUGACGGCAUGACCAGCCUACAUAAGGCUGCAGAGAAGGGUCAUGAGGACAUCUGCUCCCUCCUGUUACAACACAGCCCAGCCCUGAAGGCUGUCCGGGAUCGCAAAGCACGCCUAGCAUGUGACCUGCUGCCCUGCAACAGUGGCCUGAGGGACCUGCUGGCCAGCUGAG
Molecule: messenger RNA, 658 nt
Organism: Alexandromys fortis (reed vole)
Lineage: Eukaryota; Metazoa; Chordata; Mammalia; Rodentia; Cricetidae
Gene: Ankrd39
Product: ankyrin repeat domain 39
Exons: 3
Coding region: 34-657 (207 amino acids)
Molecular function (GO): protein binding
Source: RefSeq, a predicted model, not a curated record